GACCUGGAGAGGGAUAGAGCGGAACCGGAGACAGGAUAGCCUGCGAUUGGGAGACGGGGAUAACCCGGGAUAGGGAGAGACGGUCCAGGAUAGUCCGGGACUCUCUGAACCGGGAGCCAUGCUCCAGAGUCCGGCUGGAGCUGCGGCCGCUCCCCCCGAGAGCAGUAGCUCCUCGUCCCCGCCGGCGGGCAGCCUCCAGCCGGCAGCCCCUCAACCUCCACCCGCUCCUCCUCCAGGAGCUGCCCUUCUCCUGGCCAGGGAUCGGGAGUCUCACCUUUCCACUCCCUACAGCGGCUCGGAGCCCAGCACGGAUGACGAGGAGGAGAUGGUGGUCACUCCGGCCCCGGUCGAUAGGAGGGGAGCCAAGCGGAGACUGUCGGAGCUGGAGGCGGCAGCGGCUGCGGGUCUCGCCGGGGUGAGCGGCCAUGAAGCGGGCCUGGAGGGCGGCGGCGGCGGCUUGGCGGCGGCUGUAGGCGGAUAUGGAGCCGCGGCGGCCGGGGCCGGAGCUGGAGCUGGGUCGGCAGCUGGAGCCGGCCUCAAACCCGGCAAGAAAACCAGGGGCAGAGUAAAGAUCAAAAUGGAAUUCAUCGAUAACAAACUGAGGAGGUACACAACUUUCAGCAAGAGAAAGACCGGCAUCAUGAAGAAGGCCUACGAGCUCUCCACACUGACGGGUACCCAGGUUCUCCUCCUGGUGGCUAGUGAGACAGGACAUGUGUACACAUUUGCCACAAGGAAACUGCAGCCUAUGAUCACCAGUGAGACAGGGAAAGCGUUGAUCCAGACCUGUUUAAAUUCCCCUGAUUCCCCGCCACGCUCAGAUCCCACCACGGAUCAGAGGAUGAGUGCCACAGGAUUCGAGGAAACUGAUUUGACAUAUCAGGUAUCGGAGACGGACAGCAGUGGGGAAAAUAAGGUCUUUAGCUCCCUGAGAGGAGCUUUCUGUGGGCGCUGCCCCAUGCCUGAGUUGCUGAUUGUCUUGAACAGGCUGCUACCCAUUUCCAGCAUCCCUUGUGGUUAUGGCAAGCACUUGUUUUUUCACAUUGUUAGUGGUAAAAAGCUGCCUGCUACAGGUACAGCAUUACCAGGCACACCAACCAUCCCCAUUGGUCAGCUACAGCAGCAUUCCCUGGCCAUCCAGGGUCAACAGGGUCAGGUGGUGACCAGUCAGUCGCAGCAAGGACAACAGACGGUCUUUCGCUUCCCAGCAUCUGCAGGCGGACAGAUUGUCUCCAUCGCAGGCGAGUGUCGUUGUCUAGACUCAGUGAAAGCGGAUGACCUGUCCUGCUGCUCUCCGGAUGCUCAGUAUUCAAACUAA
Molecule: messenger RNA, 1318 nt
Organism: Carcharodon carcharias (great white shark)
Lineage: Eukaryota; Metazoa; Chordata; Chondrichthyes; Lamniformes; Lamnidae
Product: serum response factor-like
Exons: 6
Coding region: 119-1318 (399 amino acids)
Biological process (GO): positive regulation of transcription by RNA polymerase II
Molecular function (GO): DNA-binding transcription factor activity, RNA polymerase II-specific; protein dimerization activity; serum response element binding
Source: RefSeq, a predicted model, not a curated record